Molecule: messenger RNA, 3926 nt
Organism: Melopsittacus undulatus (budgerigar)
Lineage: Eukaryota; Metazoa; Chordata; Aves; Psittaciformes; Psittaculidae
Gene: OSGIN2
Product: oxidative stress induced growth inhibitor family member 2
Exons: 6
Coding region: 120-1787 (555 amino acids)
Biological process (GO): negative regulation of cell growth
Molecular function (GO): growth factor activity
Source: RefSeq, a predicted model, not a curated record
GCGCUGCGCGGGCCUCACUGUGGCGGCGGCAGCGGAGGAGGCGAGAGGAGGAGGAGAACCGGAAUCCGCGGUGUGGCGUCUCCCCGCAGCCUCAUCGCUGGGCCCCGCCGGCGCUCCCCAUGCCCGUGUGGUGCUGCCGCUGCUCCUUGGCCGGUCACUUCAGAAGCUACAGCAGCCCUGAAGCUGAAGGACAGCUUUUGAAUUCCUUCACCCAGUAUUUUGGUGACAGCCUCGGGAGGAAGAUUAAAAGAAUGCCUUUAAUUGAAGAAACUGUUCUGCCUGGGGACUCCCUCCUUACUCUGCCUGUAGUGGUAAUAGGAAAUGGACCUUCAGGAAUUUGUCUUUCUUACCUGCUCUCUGGGUACAGGCCGUAUUUAUCUCCUGAAGCUAUACACCCAAACCCUGUUCUACAUACGAAAUUAGAAGAAGCUCGACAUCUUUCCAUUGUGGAUCAAGAUUUGGAAUACCUGUCUGAAGGUCUUGAAGGACGCUCUUCAAACCCAGUGGCAGUGCUUUUUGAUACGUUGCUUCAUCCUGAUGCUGACUUUGGGUAUGACUACCCACCUGUUUUGCACUGGAAGCUAGAACAACACAACUACAUUCCCCACAUAGUGCUUGGUAAAGGACCACCUGGAGGAGCUUGGCAUUCCAUGGAAGGCUCUAUGCUAACAAUCAGUUUUGGAGACUGGAUGGAAUUGCCUGGCCUCAGCUUUAAGGAGUGGGCAGCUAACAAACGCAGAAAUAUAAAGAGUGAUCGAGUAAUGCCAGAGGAAAUAGCUUGUUAUUAUAAGCACUAUGUUAAAGUCAUGGGCCUCCAAAAGAAUUUCAGAGACAAUGUUUACAUAACAUCAGUAUCCCGGCUUUACCGAGGAAAGGAUGAUGAAGAUAGAACUCAACUAAAUGAAAAUAUUUCAACACAGCAUUUGGAAAUGGAAGAUGGACAGAAAUCACCGAUUAAGAGAAACUGGGAAGUCAGAGGUUAUCAGCGAGCAACAGAUGGUUCUCAUGUGCCCUUCUGCCUCUUUGCUGAGAAUGUGGCCCUUGCCACAGGAACCUUUGAUUCUCCUGGCCGACUACAAGUUGAAGGAGAAGACUUUCCUUUUGUGCUUCAUUCUAUGUCUGACUUUGGAGCUGCUAUCAGCAAAGGAAAGCUACGUGGGAAGCCAGACCCUGUCCUAAUUGUGGGUGCUGGACUUACAGCAGCUGAUGCAGUACUGUGUGCCUACAACAACAACAUCCCAGUAAUCCAUGUGUUUCGUAGAAGAGUUACUGACACAAGUCUAAUUUUCAAACAGUUACCGAAAAAGCUUUACCCUGAAUACCAUAAGGUCUAUCACAUGAUGUGUACUCAGUCCCAUACUGUGGACUCUAAUCUACAUUCUGCUUAUACUAGUUUUCCUGAACACAAUGUACUUUCCUUCAAGCCUGAAAUGAAGUGUGUUCUUCAGAGUGCCUGCGGACUGAAGAAAAUUUUGAAGUUUUCUGUAGCCUUAGUCCUAAUAGGUUCUCACCCAAAUCUUUUCUUUCUUAAGGACCAAGGACAUAGUAUAGGUCACCACUCUAAUCAGCCCAUCACAUGCAAGGGGAAUCCUAUAGAGAUUGAUCCAUACACUUAUGAAUGCACUAAAGAAGCCAACCUCUUUGCAUUAGGUCCUCUGGUGGGAGACAACUUCGUACGGUUUUUAAAAGGAGGUGCACUGGGCAUUGCACGAUGCUUGGCAAUAAGGCAAAAGAAGAAGCAUGAAUUGAUUGAAAGUAGGGAUGGAGGAGGUGAUGGGGUACCAUAAAUGAGAUGUUAGAAACUCUCACAUACAGAAUUACAGACGUAGUCUAACAGAACACUCACUGGCAGCGAAAGUUGAUAGCAGUCCCAUUUCUGUUGUGUACAAGUAACCCACCUGCGCUUGUAUUGCUUGGUAAAGGAUGCUGAUACUACAGUACUUCACCUUUUCAAAACACAAAAAAUCGAUCUGCUAUUACAACUGAUAUCUACUCAACUGGAAUUACUUCCAGAUAAACAGAAAAUGAGACUAAUUUAUAUUGACCUGCCUGUCAUCUCUUGCUCAGCUGAAAGAGCAGACUUCCUCUGGGAAAAGCAAUGCCUACCAGAGUGGCUUUACACUUUAGUGUCAAAUGUGACAAAAUAUUCCUACCGUGAAAUAACUUCUAAAAGCAGAAAGCUUACUUAGUGCAAAGUGAUUCUUGGUCCCAAAGCAAAUUUGGAGACUUCUUCUUGAAACAAGGGUUUUAUUUAUUUUCCAUAGUAACACAGUAAUACUUGGAAUGAGCACUUACUAAAAUGGAGUUUACUAUAAGAAGGAUUUCUGUAAGCAAGGAGUAUUCCUCAACAGUUAUAAAUUAUCCUAUUUGAUAAUUUGAGUAAAUGAAUAAGCAUUCCCAUUUAAUCUUUAACACAUGAUUUUACACAGUCUGUUAAUGGUUUUUUCACGUUAUGCCUCGAGUUGGGUGAGUGCAGAAAGGCUAACAUCAGAUGUUCCUCUAUGGUGGUGUGUACAUUUCUGAGAAUACUCAUUAACAUAAACAAUAAAGAACUGACAUAAGUGCUCUUAUUACAGUGUCAAUACAAUGAAUAUAUAGUGUACUACUGAAAAACUUAGAGAACUUCAGGCGUUUUUGCUUCCUAGCUCAGGAAGACUGAAUGGGAUCACUUGACCAGUGAAGGCUGGAAGGUUGGUGAUAGAUAUUCUCAUCUCCAUUUGACCAAGUAUUGGUUAUUUCUUUUUUCUUUAUUUUUUUAAGAGCAGCACAUAACACUGAAGCUGUUCUAGCUUGCAGAUUUUGAAACUUGAAAUAGAGCUAUAUCUCACAGCCAACAAAAAGCAAACAAACCAAACCCAAAACAAACAUGCUGUACUUCCUAUAAAUCUCAAGGCCUCUUAUGAAAGACAAAGACUUGUACCUACCUCUGAAUUGAAGUUUCACCUUUCCUCCAUAUUGCUCCAUAAUAUUGCUCCAUAAUAAUAUAAGCCCUAGGUUUCAUUUGCUGGGUUUUAGAGUAGUUAGUUUACCUAAACACACUCAUGGGUCAUUCACCAUAGCAAAGUAAGCAACAGCUAGUUAGAAAAGUUAUUUUCCAGAACUCUCACUAGACAAAGUUUUAACUGAUUUAUUAACAUGUUUUAAUUCAGAUCUAAUGUGAUGGAAAUAGGCAUUAUUUUUUUUGUUUGUUUGUUUGCUUGAGGUAUUUUUGUGUUCAAAACAAGAAUAUCAUGUUAGUUUAGGGUAUUGUGUUUGCAUGAUUAAAAUCUCCAUGUUAGAACUUGAACAGAUUUUAAAAAGGAAAUCAGGCUUAGACUUUGUGAAACUGCUAGUGCUUGCUGGUUUCCCAGCUGUCUAAUAAGUUGUGGAUACCUUUAUGCAAUAAAUGCCUGUUUUCUGUGCCUACUGAAUUAUGGGGUUCUGUAGCUACUGCAGACCUUUAUGCACCUGAGUAAAUUACUCAUGCUUUGGAUUUAGAAGCUGAAAAGGUAAAGUAUGCAAGGAUUAAAGUGACUCCAUUUCCAAUGGAAGUCCAAAGAAGUUUGUGAAAUGAUGCUACUGCUACUAAUUAAUUUUAGUUUAGAGCCAAUUUAACAGCAGAAAAAUUAACAUGAAGGAAUGUUCAUAUUAAUUUCUUCAUUACCUACAUGGUUGAAUUUAACCAUGCAUUGUUAAUACUAGUUAAGAUACUUUUUUAUACUGGUACUUUAGCUGGCUUUAAUUAUUCUAAAUUCUAGGCUUAUUCAUAAUUGAAUUGAGAGUCUAUAAUUUCCCUUCUUUGACAGAAACUGUGUAUAUAUAAAUAUAUCCUAAACCUGUAAUACCUAAUAAUUUUAACUGAGAAUCAGUGUUACAAGUGCUAAAUACUUGAUUAUGGAGCUUUGUUGCAGUUAAUAUAUUGGGAAUACAUCUGCGCUCUGAUUAAA